Molecule: messenger RNA, 1719 nt
Organism: Sceloporus undulatus (fence lizard)
Lineage: Eukaryota; Metazoa; Chordata; Lepidosauria; Squamata; Phrynosomatidae
Product: CUGBP Elav-like family member 3-A
Exons: 10
Coding region: 140-991 (283 amino acids)
Molecular function (GO): RNA binding
Source: RefSeq, a predicted model, not a curated record
CGCCUUUGUGAAGUUCCAGACCCACGCGGAAGCGCAGGCGGCCAUUAACACGUUGCACGGAAGCCGCACGUUGCCCGGCGCCUCCUCAAGCCUAGUGGUCAAAUUCGCGGACACCGAGAAAGAGCGGGGGCUCCGACGCAUGCAGCAAGUGGCCAACCAGCUGGGCAUGUUCAGCCCCAUCGCGCUGCAGUUUGGGGCUUACAGCGCCUACACCCAAGCACUAAUGCAGCAACAGGCGGCUCUCGUCGCCGCGCACUCCGCCUACCUCAACCCCAUGGCGACGAUGGCUGCGGUCCAGAUGCAGCAAAUGGCCACCAUCAACCCCAACGGCCUCAUCGCCACCCCCAUCACCCCCAUCACGCCCUCCUCAGGUACCAGCACGCCGCCUGCUAUCGCCGCCACGCCAGUGUCCGCCAUCCCGGCCACCCUCAGCGUCAAUGGCUACAGCCCUGUCCCCACGCAGAGCACCGGGCAGCCCGCCUCUGAGGCCAUUUACACGAAUGGCGUCCACCCGUACCCAGCACAGAGCCCAGCAGCCCCCGUGGACCCCUUGCAACAGGCAUACGCCGGGAUGCAACACUAUACAGCUGCCUAUCCGGCCGCCUACGGACUGGUCAGCCCAGCCUUCCCGCAACAGCCAGCCACCAUCAUCACCCAGCAGCCGCCGCCGCAACAGCAGCAGCAGCGGGAAGGAGCUCAAAGCAGCUGGUCUUCACCAGGUCCUGAGGGCUGCAACAUCUUCAUCUAUCACCUGCCGCAAGAGUUCACGGACUCGGAGAUCUUGCAGAUGUUCCUGCCCUUCGGAAACGUCAUCUCCGCCAAAGUCUUCGUGGACCGGGCCACCAACCAGAGCAAAUGUUUUGGAUUUGUAAGUUUCGACAAUCCCGCCAGCGCUCAGGCUGCCAUCCAGGCCAUGAACGGCUUCCAGAUUGGGAUGAAGCGGCUCAAGGUGCAGCUGAAGCGGCCCAAAGACGCCAACCGGCCGUACUGAACUGGCGCUCCAUCAGGUCUGGAGCUCAAUGGAGGAGCAAUGUCCCGUCCCUCCCUUUCGAUUCUCUAUCCCCUUCCUACUCCCUAUUUCCCCCUCUCCCUGCUUUCUUCUGCGUCCCCAUAGAUCAUGGAAAGUGACUUCGUUCACCAGACCCAAGGGGGACCACGCUUUCCUCGCUGGCUCGAAAGAUCCUCAAGACGCACUGAUCCACUCCUCUGUCUUUGUGAGAACAAGAAUUCGGUAUCGGACAGGCUUACCCCUACCACCUCCCUUGCCACUGCCUCCACUUUGAUCCUUGCACCAUCGCACCCCCCAAAACAACCAGGGCGCACUGCAUGGGGGCAGUCGGUGUCAACAAGCGAUGCCCCCAAUCCAAGAACAUCCUUUGAUAACAGAAGCUCGAAUCGAGAGAUACAAAGCUGGGAGGACGAGAUCCUUUUUCAACACAGUCUCUCUUGAUAGGAAAGCUUGGAAGGCUGGACAUGGGGCCAAUCUAGAGAGGAACGUAACCACCUUUGGGGUCCGCAUUUCCACCAGUGUGGUUCCUUUGCACUACCUGGCACCAAAGGGGAGUGCGAUAGUAUGGCUAUAGGUACAGACCACUGCAGGACCACUCAUCUGUCCUUCAGACUGAGCCAGAAAGCUUUCCUAACCACCCAAAGGAAUAUAAUGUUGGUCAAGAGUACCCCCUGUUGCAGGGAAGGUGAAAAGAUCCAAAAGUAGAAAGG